This is a messenger RNA of Brassica oleracea var. oleracea, 575 nucleotides long. Its product is annotated as protein yippee-like At5g53940. The record is from RefSeq and is a predicted model, not a curated record. Gene Ontology annotation, cellular component: ubiquitin ligase complex. NCBI's taxonomy places the organism in Eukaryota, Viridiplantae, Streptophyta, Magnoliopsida, Brassicales, Brassicaceae.
CGGGUCAACAAAUUGGGUCCGGGCAGUCGGACGCUCACCCCCUAUCUAAGCCGGCCCUGGGGAAGAUCUUACAGAUGGAGGUUUUGCAGAACCCAUCUUGCUCUCCCCGAUGAUCUUAUUUCCAAGUCUUUCCAUUGCCGGAGAGGAAAGGCUUACCUCUUCAAUCGUUCAGUGAACAUAAGUAUGAGUCCUUUAGAGGAAAGGAUGAUGCUUUCAGGUAUGCACACCGUUGCUGAUAUUUUCUGCUGUUGCUGCGGACAGAAUGUUGGCUGGAAAUAUGAAUCAGCGCAUGAGAAAGAACAGAAAUAUAAAGAAGGCAAAUUUGUUCUGGAAAGAGGAAGGAUCAUGGAUGAAACAUCAACAGAGGUUUGCAUCGAUACUCGAAGCGAGACAGAAGAUUCUUAAAAUGUCAGCUUUAGAUUCUUCCCUCGCCCUCCUUUUUUUGUUGUGUGUGGAAUAGUGUGUUUGUUAAGAUCAGAGCUUGUUACUUGUGUAGAUAUCUGUAGCAUGAGUUUUGUAGAAGAUACAUGUCAUGGAGCUUUCUGUAUUGUGUAAUAUAUCUCAACUUCAUGGUC